Messenger RNA from Pocillopora damicornis (cauliflower coral), 1027 nucleotides. Its product is annotated as octopamine receptor beta-2R. Gene Ontology annotation, molecular function: G protein-coupled receptor activity. The record is from RefSeq and is a predicted model, not a curated record. Gene Ontology annotation, cellular component: membrane. NCBI's taxonomy places the organism in Eukaryota, Metazoa, Cnidaria, Anthozoa, Scleractinia, Pocilloporidae. Gene Ontology annotation, biological process: G protein-coupled receptor signaling pathway.
UUUCAUAUGCGCUUUCAUAGAUUUUGGAGGAGAUGUAUCAACAGCCGCUAUAACAAAAGUAGAAAUCGGAACAUACAACAAAUGUUUAAGAAGUAAACGGCAGCUUCGCACCAAAACCAACGCGUUAAUCGUUUCACUCGCAGUGGCGGACUUUUGUGUUGGGAUGAGCGCUGUUCCUCCGCUGUUCAUGUGUGAGAUGGCAGGAAGUUGUAAUCAUUUGGGUACCAUGGUAAUCACAUGGACGACAAAAAGCCUAUUCCAGUAUGCGUCUGUGACCAACCUUUGCUGUUUAGUCCUGGAUCGCUACAUUGCUGUUGUAAAACCGUUAAAAUACUUGACCUUUAUGAAGCGUCGCCGAGUCAUUCAGAUGGUAACCUUAUCAUGGGUCAUUCCAAUUGUUCUCAUUUUCUUUACAUACAUCGUAUUGAGUAUUUCCUUUUUCCAAAAAUCGAUUCUCCCCAUAAAGGUUAUAACUGUUAUGUUCAUCAGUCUCGAGAUGUUUCCAAGUAUGUUAUUGAUAUGUUUCUUUGUAGCUAUGUUAAAACUCGUAUUUAAGCAUAAUCGAGCCGCUCGUUUUCUAGCAAAACAGUUACGCUUCAAUCAUCAGGUUUUCUUCAAAACUCAGGAGAAGUCUGCUAUUAUAAUGAUGGGGAUUGUAAUCGGAUUGUUCCUUGUGUGUUAUGGCAUUUUUCUACGAUGCAGCUUCACGGUAGUUUCCGAUAUGGAUACAUCAUGUAAUGAUACACAAUUUAAAAUGCCCCUUUUAGUGUUAAACUCUGCCAUCAACCCUCUAGCGUACUCUUUCUUCAAGAGAGACAUAAAAAAGGAGAUUAAAGGACACUUUUGUUGCUCCGUGUCAUCAAAGUCAAACAGAAUUCAUCCUUUAAAUGAGAACAGCUCCGCAUGAGUUAAUGUAAACGAGUAAGUCGUAACCUUUUAUUGUAGGACUUUUUGUUAUAAAUGUAAAUGGCGGCAGAAUAAAUGAUUGCCAAGAAUUAAUAUAUUCAAUUUAGCAGUUAUAAGAAAC